AAUUGAUGAUGGAGAAAGAUCAGAAGAAAGAGAGCGAUAUGUACGAGCAACGUCAACACCAGCCACCAUAUAUGUCGCAGAUGCAGCCAGUGACACACGAAGCUUACGGAGGCGGACUCUACGGUAUGGACGAUGAGAAGGAGAAAGAUCCCAAGACUAUAGAGACAGAUGCAAGAAACGUAGAGAAAGAGCCUCAUCAACAUCACCGACCAGCCAGUGAGACACAGAGCGCAGAAGGGCCUGAUGAGGCAAAAACGACGAAGCCAAAGCACAAGCCACCACCUUCGUCUGGUGAUCGAGAUAUUGACGUUACUGGGCAGUCAUACAUUCAGUGAUGACUGAUGAAUCGUGAAAGAAGUUUUAUAAUAGUUCACUUUUGUGUGUUUGUAUGAUCUUUGUAGUUUCUUUGUUUCAUGGUCUUUUAUUAGUGCGAGUAAAGUUGUAAAAGACACCUACGCAUCAUAUGAUAAACCAAUAAAAAUAGAAACACUCACAAGUUG
Molecule: messenger RNA, 500 nt
Organism: Brassica napus (rape)
Lineage: Eukaryota; Viridiplantae; Streptophyta; Magnoliopsida; Brassicales; Brassicaceae
Exons: 1
Coding region: 6-335 (109 amino acids)
Source: RefSeq, a predicted model, not a curated record